This is a messenger RNA of Phyllostomus hastatus (greater spear-nosed bat), 7201 nucleotides long. RefSeq names its product coiled-coil and C2 domain containing 2A (gene CC2D2A). NCBI's taxonomy places the organism in Eukaryota, Metazoa, Chordata, Mammalia, Chiroptera, Phyllostomidae. The record is from RefSeq and is a predicted model, not a curated record. Gene Ontology annotation, biological process: protein localization to ciliary transition zone; non-motile cilium assembly. Gene Ontology annotation, cellular component: ciliary transition zone. The coding region runs from base 265 to 5145 and encodes 1626 amino acids. The transcript is spliced from 38 exons.
CUGUCACUUUAAAAGAAAAAAAAAAAAGCCGCCAAGUGACCUUCCUUAGGAACGAGUUGCUAAGUGGGUGUUUUUGCGAAGGCUUGGCUGCAGCUUCCCUGGAGCCCGAGCCCUGGGACCGCCCCAGCGUUCGGCCUUGCCCUUUGAGCUCAGAGAAGACGCCACAGGGAGACCCGUCUCUCUCCGCAUCCCCUUCGCCCCAGAAAGCAGAAUCUGCCACGUGCCUUUGUAACGUUUCUUAAGGGAGGAGCCAUCACAGCCAGAAUGGAUCCCAAGGAAGAAAAAAUGAAAAUAAUCACAGAGGAGGUCAUUGAAAAUGAUGAGGAUGCAGAUAUGGGAAGAGAGAAGGCUGCGAAGGCUCACAGACAAAGAAGAAAGAGACAGCUGCGCACCGCCGGCCCCGCGGAGAUGGUGUCUGGCAGAGAUGAUCUUGGAGGCCCACGGGAGGCGGCAGCGGAGGAUCCCGACCCCAACACCCAGCUCCUGGGCGUGACGGCCCGCCGAGGCCCGCGAAGCUUACCUCCGAUCCCGUCGGCCUCCAGAACGGGCUUUGCGGAGUUCUCCAUGAGGGAGCGCAUGCGCGAGAAGCUGCAGGCCGCCAGGUCCAAAGCAGAGAGUGCGUUGCUCCAGGAAAUGCCCACCCCUCGGCCCAGGCGCUUACGAGGCCCCGGUGAGAAGGACCUGGAGACUGAGUUCGGCACGGAGCCAGGCAGAGGGGCACAGAGGACCCCACAGGAAGACGACUCCCAAGCGCACGCAAGAGUCAAGUUCCGUGAUUCUGCGCGAAAAAUCAAGUCUAAACCCCCGGUUCCGCCUGGCUUCCCUUCUGCUGAAGAAGCCUAUAACUUCUUUACCUUCAGCUUUGACCCCGAACCAGAGGAAUCAGAAGAAAAAACAAAAGUAAGAAGCAGAGAUGGAGCUAACCAAGAGGAGGAGGAAGGAGAGGGAGAAGAGCCACCCGUGCGAGGAGCAAACCAAAUGGAUGAGGAAGAGCUGCUUCGUGGCAAAGAUGCUGAGGACUUCCUGUUGGGCUUGGAUCCCGCGGCUGAAGACCUCGUGGCCGUCCGACCCGCCGACUAUGACGGCGCCCGUGUUCGGCUGCAGAAGGAGAAAGAGCUCCUGUUCACACCCAGCAGGCUGACAGUGCCCACGUACAAAAAGCUUCCCGAGAACGUGCAGCCCCGGUUCCUGGAAGACGAAGGCCUGUACGUCGGCACCAGGCCGGCCGUGCCGCGCACCACGCAGAACAUCGUGGAGAACAGACUGCUCACGCAGGACCCUGACAGAAAGUGGUUCGGAGAUGAUGGCAGAAUCCUAGCCCUGCCAAACCCCAUCAAGCCAUUCCCUGCAAGGCCGCCAGUGCUGACCCAAGGGCAAGGCGUGAACGCAGAGCUUGAAACGCUGUAUAAAAAGGCGGUCCGAUAUGUGCACAGAAGUCAACAUAUGAUUGGAUCUGGAGACCCUCCUGGGAAUUUCCAACUGGACAUUGAUAUUUCAGGGUUAAUCUUCACUCACCAUCCCUGUUUUAGCCGAGAGCAUGUUUUGGCAGCCAAGCUGGCCCAGUUAUAUGACCAGUACCUUGCAAGAUGCCAGCGGAACAAGGCAAAAUUUCUUUCUGAUAAGCUCCAAGCUCUGAGAAAUGCUGUUCAGACAGGCCUUGAUCCAGCAAAAACUCAAAAGUCUGUUGAUAUAACCCAAAAAGCCAUCAAUGAGUAUAAAUCUGAAAUUCGGCAAACAAGAAAACUCCGUGACGCCGAACAAGAAAAAGAUCGAACAUUGCUUAAGACCAUCAUCAAAGUUUGGAAGGAAAUGAAGUCCCUGAGAGAGUUCCAGAGGUUUACAAAUACACCCCUGAAACUUGUUUUGAGAAAGGAAAAAGUGGACCAGAAGGCUGACGAAGAAGCAUAUGAAGCAGAAAUUCAAGCUGAAGUAGGUGAAUUGCUGGAAGAACUCUCGGAGGAGCACGAGCAGAAGAUGGAGGAGUACAGAGCCGCCCACCAGCAGUGGAAAGCCUGGAAGAAAGCCCAGAGGGCCAAGAAAAAGAAAAAGAAACACGCAGCGGAAGAACACCCUGAGGAGGAGGGGGAGGAGCCGUUUCCUGGCGAGGGUCCGGUGAAACCCGUCCCUCCGGAGCCGCCCAGUGGGGUGGUGCUGGAGCAGCAGGUGCGGGAGAGAGCAGCCCGGAGCAGGAGGAGGCCUGGGGAGCCCACGCUGGUCCCAGAGCUGACCCUGGCGGGGAGCGUGACGCCCAACGACCAGUGUCCCAGGGUGGAGGUCUUACGCAGGGAAGACGUCAAGAGGCGCUCGGUGUACUUGAAGGUGAUCUUCAACAACAAGGAGGUGUCCAGGACCGAAGUUCGGCCACUCGGAGCAGACUUCCGAGUCCACUUUGGACAGAUUUUCAACCUGCAGAUAGUCAACUGGCCAGAGAGUUUAACACUGCAGGUCUAUGAGACAGUUGGACACAGCGGGACCACCUUGCUAGCAGAAGUGUUCCUGCCCAUUCCUGAAAGCACUGUGGUCAGUGGGAGGGCUCCCACCGAAGAAGUGGAGUUUAGCAGUAACCAGCACGUGACCCUGGACCACGAGGGGGUCGGAAGUGGUGUGCCCUUCUCAUUUGAAGCCGAUGGUAGUAACCAGCUGAUUCUGAUGACCUCGGGGAAAGUGUCCAACAGCGUGGCAUGGGCCGUUGGAGAAAAUGGGAUACCUUUAAUUCCUCCACUGUCACAGCAGAACAUUGGAUUUAGGAGUGCUUUGAAAAGAGCAGAUGCCAUCUCAUCCAUUGGCGCCUCGGGACUGACAGACAUGAAAAAGUUGGCCAAGUGGGCGGCAGAAUCCAAGCUCGAUCCCAACGAUCCCAGCAACGCUCCUCUGAUGCAGCUGAUCUCGGUCGCCACCAGCGGCGAGUCCUACGUCCCUGGCUUCUUUCGACUGGAACAGCUGCAGCAGGAAUUUAACUUCGUGUCAGAUGAGGAACUAAAUAGAUCGAAACGAUUCAGGCUUCUGCAUCUUAGAAGCCAAGAGGUGCCAGAAUUCCGAAAUUAUAAGCAAAUCCCAGCAUAUGACCGAGAAAUCAUGGAAAGGGUAUUCCAGGACUAUGAGAAGCGGCUACGAGACAGAAAUGUGAUUGAGACAAAGGACCCCGUCGAUGGCCACAGGGCCGUAGUAGCCAAGUACCUCCAGCAGGUUAGAGAAUCCGUGUUAAAUCGUUUCCUAAUCGCAAAACGCCAUUUUCUUCUCACGGAUUUGAUCGUCGAAGAAGAAGUUCCCAAUAUCAGUUCUGAAGGCUCGGGCAUUCUUGGCCUAAGCCUCUUCAAGCUGGCGGAACAGAAGCGACCCCUGAGGCCAAGGAGGAAAGGCCGGAAGAAGGUGACCGCCCAGAACCUGUCGGACGGAGACAUCAAGCUGCUGGUGAACAUCAUCCGAGCUUACGACAUUCCGGUGCGGAAGCCGGCGGCAGGCAAAUUCCAGCAGCCAGCAAGGUCUUCCAGGACUUUCAGCGAGAAGCGGGCUGCUUCCCCAGCGGCGCACAGCAGCCCGGCCCCCAGUGCCGACUACCCGCUGGGCCAGGUUUUAGUACGGCCUUUUGUAGAAGUUUCUUUUCAACGAACAAUCUGCCACACCACGACGGCUGAAGGGCCAAACCCCAGCUGGAAUGAAGAACUUGAACUUCCGUUUCGGGCCCCGAACGGGGACUACAGCAUGACGAGUUUGCAGUCGGUGAAAGACGACGUGUUCAUUAACAUUUUCGACGAAGUCCUAUACGACAUCUCGGAGGAUGACCGGGACAGAGGGAGCGGAACCCACACCCGGAUCGAGAGACACUGGUUGGGAUGUGUGAAGAUUCCAUUCAGCACCAUCUAUGUCCAGGCAAGGAUUGAUGGCACAUUUAAAAUAGACAUCCCCCCGGUUCUCCUGGGCUACAGUAAGGAGCGAAGCGUGGCUCUUGAGCGGGGUUUUGACCCCGUCCGGAGCCUCAGCGAGGGCUCCUACAUCACCCUGUUCAUCACCAUCGAGCCUCAGCUGGUUCCCGGGGAGCCGGUUCGAGAAAAGUUCGAUUCCCAGGAAGAUGAGAAAUUACUUCAAGCCACAGAGAAGUUUCGAGCUGAAUGUGCCUUAAAAUUCCCAAACCGCCAGUGCCCGGCCACGGUGCUCGACCUCAGCGGGAAGACCGUUUUCAUCACUCGCUAUCUGAAGCCUUUAAACCCUCCCCCGGAGCUUCUCGAGGCUCAUCCCAACAACCCGCAGGCCACGGCAGAGCUGGUGGCGCGAUACGUGUCGUUGAUUCCGUUCUUGCCGGACUCCGUGUCGUUUGCCGGGAUCUGUGACUUAUGGAGCACGUCCGACCAAUUUCUGGACCUCCUGGCAGGAGACGAAGAAGAGCACGCAGUCUUACUGUGUAACUACUUCCUCUCCCUGGGGAAGAAGGCCUGGCUCGUGAUGGGCAACGCCGUCCCCGAGGGCCCGACUGCCUACGUGCUAACUCGAGAGCAAAGUCACUACUUAAUAUGGAAUCCCUGCAGUGGACAUUUUUAUGCACAGUUUGAUACAUUCUGUCCCUUAAAAAGUGUGGGCUGUUUAAUAGGUCCUGAUAACAUUUGGUUUAACAUUCAACGAUAUGAUUCACCACUAAGAAUAAAUUUUGACGUCACCAAACCCAAGCUAUGGAAAUCUUUCUUUUCAAGAAGCCUUCCAUACCCUGGCCUUUCCAGUGUCCAGCCCGAAGAGCUGGUGUACCAGGGCUCUGACAAAGCGGCCGCGGCCGAGCUGCAGGACAGGAUUGAAAAAAUACUGAAAGAAAAAAUCAUGGACUGGAGGCCACGGCACCUGACUCGGUGGAACAGGUACUGCACCUCCACGCUGCGCCACUUCCUGCCCCUGCUGGAAACCAGCCGAGGCGAGGACGUAGAGGACGACCACCGAGCAGAGCUGCUGAGACAGCUGGGCGACUACCGGUUCUCUGGAUUUCCCCUUCACAUGCCCUAUUCAGAACUGAAGCCUUUAAUUGAAGCUGUGUAUAGCACCGGAGUACACAACAUAGACGUCCCUAGUGUCGAAUUUGCUUUAGCUGUGUAUAUCCACCCAUAUCCCAAAAACGUCUUGUCUGUUUGGAUCUAUGUUGCCUCCCUUAUACGUAACAGGUAAUGUUUUCAUUGUAUACUUUUUCUAUCAGGUAAAACUGUAAUUAGGAUAUGAGAAUAUUGUUAAGUGAUACUGAUCAAUCGCAUCGCAAGAAAAUAUUUGCAAAUAAAAUUUCAAACUGUGCAAAAAAGUGUUUUUAUUUAGUGAUCUGCCUUGUCUCUGCCACUGUGACCUGAACAUCGGGCGACUCCCCAGGUCCCCCCUACACUCUUAGCCGCACACACGCGGCCCCGGCACUUGCUCACCUCCCGCUCGAGAGCCCUUCUUCUCCACCUGCCCAGCAGAGGACCAGCCAUACUUCUAAGACCCCGCACAGAUACGUUUCUGAGGGAAGGAGGAACAACUCUGCAAUGUAAAACUAUUCAUUUUUAAUGUUAAAUACAUCAUAAAACCAUAGCCCACAGAAAUAAAUACUAAGCCUAAACUAAAUGGUUUGCUAACAUUAGGCGAGCACAGGACAAAGCAAAAGGGAGGCACCUCAAUUACCUGGAACCCCUGGGGAAAUUAGCUGCUCAAAUUAUUUAAAAGGAUACAUUUAGAGCCAAGUCCUGAAACACCAUUUAUUAUUUUUAUGUAAGUAUUAUCAUAAUUUUACACCCCAAAUCUGAUGCCAUUUUCUGAUUACAUGGGAGAUCAACUUCUUUAGCUCCCCUGGAUGACCCGGGCAUGGUUACAGAUGAGUAAUUUCUACCAAGGAGUCCAUGCAACUACUGAUGGUAAGGUGAAGUACAGGACUGGGUGGCACUCGCCGCGGAAAAAUUCCUGUAGUUUGUUUUCCUGCAAUAGUCCCUUAUGUCAACUUUUCAAACAAACUUCACUAAACAUUUAGGGAAAUAAAAAUACCAUGACUACAAUUAAGAGUCAAUCUUACAAAAUAAAAAUUCUGACCCCGUAACUAUUCAAUAUGCUCCGAUUUCCUUUCAAGUUCUCUAAGGGAAUCAAGGAACAGUUUCUCACUUUGUGCUGAGGCCGGACUUGAAAGGACAAGACAGCACACAGCGGUGCCACAAGAGACAUAACUGCUCAAGUUCAGCAGCUACAAACUCAAAACGGAAGAUGGUCUGCUGAGACAGCUGCCCUGCCAGGGAGUUCAGUGGCUCCAUCAUUUAUUCUGCAAAUGCUAACAGGAGCGGGAUCAAGAUGAGAGCCCUCAGAGAGAGGUAAAUUUUCAGUCAUUAGACGUCCCUGCUUUAGAGCUGAUGAUCUUCCCUUUAGAGUGUUUAAUUCAAAUGUGAGUGGAAUAAGCAUGCGUGAAUUCUUAUUUGUAUGCCCAUCAAAUGAUUCUUUUUCCAUCUUUACACAGCUCCCAGAUAGUUUUCUCUGAGCCUGAACUGAAACCCAUCGCCCUGUAACUGGGGUCUCUCCUACCCCUCCUAUGCCCAGUAGAACAAACAAUACCUGGGAUGACAGACAACACGACGACUCCCUCUUCCACAGCCGUGCGGGGACUUCGGCGGCACGCCGCCAGCUAUACCCCCUUCUUCAUCACAUGGAAGCACACGCGGCGCUGUAUAAAACUGACUCGGUGUGCGCCUCGCUGAGCUGGAGGUCUCCACUCCCGCUAUCUCUUCGCGCGGCAAUGAAGAUAAGCGUGCAAAUUCAAAUUUGACUACUGCACAAUCAAUCUCAAAAAGACAAUUCAGCUCAUGGGAGUUGAGAUAUUUAUUCCUAUUUCACACUAAAUUUAAACCUGCACUGAGAUUGAUAAUAAAACCAAAACACAAAAGAAAUUACUUGGUAAAGUCCUCAAAGUAGAUUUUAUUUAUACAUUUCUUCAAAUGAUUGUGGAAUUUUUAAAAAUCCCUCUCAAAUUUGACAAUUUAGGGGAAGUGGUAGAACCAGGGGUUCUUAGAAGAAGCUAAUACAAAUAAACUGGUGCUUUGCCAGCUCACUGAGCUACCACCAAGAAGCCAAUUUGUUCUGUAUUCUUAAAGAAUCUUACAUGUGGGUAUGUUUGAAUUGGCCCUCUGAGAGUUGUUCAAAUAAAGGAAACAGUAUGGAAAAGAGACUGGUUCCAAAACGUGCAGUCUCUGAAAAUAAAACUUCAGCAGCUAUGUCC